UGUAUUGGUUUCUAAGGCAGAAGAGCAGUAAGGGCUAGGCAAUGGGGUUAAGUGACUUGCCCAGGGUCACACAGCUACGAAGUGUCUGUGGUCAAAUUUGAACCCAGUACCUCCUUCCUUGAGGCCUGGCUCGCCAUCCACUGAGCUACCCAGCUGCCCCCUCAAACUGAUUUCAAAUUAAAAUUUCUUAUUUCAUCUGUUAUUCCUCCCUAAAUGUACUUGCCAGUCAACUUUUUAAUAAUCUUUUUAAAAAAGCUAAUUGUAAAAUAAAAUUAGAAGCAGUAUAGUUUCUUAGAAUCAGAAUUUCAGAAUUAGAACAGACUUCAGAGAUUAUCUAUUCCUUAAUACUUAAUAGGAAUUUCAUCUAUAGCAUCUAUAAAUGAUUAUCCAACCUCCACUGGUAAAUACCACUACUUCUGAAGAAUUUCACUUUUUGUCAGUUCUAAUCAUUAGGAAGUUUUCCUUUACGCUCAGUAGAAGCAGGGUUCUUCAAUUACCACCCAUUCUUCCCAAAUUUUCCCUCUAGAUCUAGAGAACAAAUUUAAUUCUUCCCAUUGACAGCUUUUAAAAUACUUGAAGAGGGGGCAGCUGGGUGGCUCAGUGGAUUGAGAGACAGGCCUAGAGACGGGAGGUCCUGGGUUCAAAUCUGGCCUCAGAUACUUCCUAGGUGUGUGACCCUGGGCAAGUCACUUGACCCCCAUUGCCUAGCCCUUACCACUCUUCUGCCCUCGAGUCAAUACACAGUAUUGACUCCAAAAAGGAAGGUAAGGGUUUAAAAGCAACAACAACAACAACAAAAACUUGAAGAUUGUUAUCAUGUAUUCCUUGAAUCUUCUUUUCCUUAUCAUAAACAUCCCCAUUUGUUUUAUUUGCUAAUCUUAUGCAUGAUUUUCAUUUAUUCUUAAAGUCUCUCUGUCUUGGGGAAAACAAAGAGACAUAUAUUACUGGGUUAUUGUUGUUUUCCUAAAAGCAAAAUAAUAGUUCAUUUGAAAGCUUUGAAAUGCUAUUUUAAAAGUCACUCAUAUCAUUUAUACCAUUUAUACCAGCAAUAUCUAGCAUUUUUCUAGAGAGGAGGAAUUUAUAAAUACCAAAAGGUAGGGUUUUUUAAAAUUUAUUAAAUUGAAGUGAUUAAAAUGUUACAAAGCACUUUACUUUUGCAAAGUACUUUAUAGUAGUAGUCUCUCGGUAACCGAGGAUGAUGAUUGUCUUUGUGCACAAAGACACUUGUGUGUGAAGAUGUAAGUGGAAAAGUCGAUGCACAGAGACAGUCCCACUCUCUCAGCGCUGGAAGCCUGGGUCCAGCGGCACAAAAAGUUGUUACACCUGGAGACUUCCUUGGCUGCAUUAGAUGGCCGUGUUGUCUUUUGUGCUCCAACACGCCCUAAGCACUCCACAGUGCCUUGCUGCAUCGCCAUCUCAGCCGUUGAACCUUCUUGUUGGUUUCUUCUGCCUAUUCUGCCGAAACAGUCUUUACAUGCUGGGUGAGCAAAGCCCUGGUUCACCAGGGGUCAACGACCCGAUGGCUACCCUCACAAGGUUUAGCUGGCCUGUCGAAGCCAUUGCCCGGGGUGUGGCCACUGCCACAUGCUAGCAGCUACUGGGAGCCACAAGUGAGAGCUGGGUGUCAGGUGAGGAUCAGAGGCUGGAAAGCUGACCUAGGAGGGCACGACAAGCCCUCCAUACCAAAGAUAUUACUCCUCCCUGAGCACCCCAUACACCCCAAAGUACUUUAUAACCAACUUGUUAAUUAACCCUUUUAUGGCUACUAUUAGGUAUAGUUCACCUGAGGUGAACAAAGUAAUUUAAGAAUCCUUAUUUCCUAAUUUUGCAGAUUUUUAAAAGAUUAAGCUGCCAGAAUUCACCCUGUGAGAAUAGCCUUAGCAUCCUUAUAGUAGCAAUUAAGUGAUUCUGACUUGAAAAUUUCUUGUUGAUGAGCAUCAUUGAAAUAUAGGUGUGUUACAAUAUCCAUAUUUAAUUGAUUUAAGCUUAAGGGAAAAGUAGUUUAUACAAUGAAUGUGUUUUAUAUGAAUAUUACUUUGAUUCAAAGGGUUGGGUAUUUUAUAGUAUUUGGAAUGUGAUUCAUAUUUUAUUGCAUUAGACAUAAUUGGUUUCUAUUUUAUUACACAUCAUUUAAUUUUUUAAAGAUAUGCAGCAGGUUUUUUUUUCAGACAUCUGUCAUUUAAUUGGUCAUUUUGCUAAUUCUUUUAAAAAUAAUAGAAAUGGAAAUAAGUAUCAAUUCCUGUUCUUUAGCACAUAAAGAUUAGCUAGCUGUGUUCAUUCACAUGAACAGUCAAUUUUUCAUUUGUAUCAGAGGUCUUUGCCACCUUAAAAUAAGUAAAUAUGAUAGUUUAUAAAUCAAAUUAAAUUAAUAGUUUGAAAAAGGAUUCCAAAUAAAAAUCAACUUUUAAAUUGACAUCCAGAUAAAAUUAUUUUUAUGUUUUCCCAUUAAAAAUAUGCUUUGCUCAUAUAGUUCUGAGAAGAGCAGAGGCAGGCUGGUGGUAGCAGCUGUUUACCUUUUAAAUUAUACCCUGUUUAGAUUAAUGUUACAGUUAGUCUACCUUUCUUGAACAUUUACUGGACAGCAUGGGCAAGUGGCAUUAAAGUUCAGGCAGUACUUGAGGGAAUGAUUAUCCAGGAUUAAAAUAGUCACUUUUAUAGAGCUAUUUCUUUUGAUAAGGACUUAGUUCAAAUAUUACUUUGUAAUUUUAACCUGACAAAAAAUGCCCUCCAAUAUAGUUUUAAGUUGGGGAGGAAGGCUAUAAUUUUAAACUAUUUUAAAGAUUUCCUUUUUUAUUAUUAAUUGAAACAUGUAACUAUAAUUUAUUUUUAAAUGAUCAAUUUACAUAGUUAAUAAAUAUUAAGUGUCUUCUAUGUGUCAGUCACUGUGCUAGGCUCUGGGGGGGAUAAAGGAAGGCCAAAAAACAGUCCUUGCUCUCAAGAAGUUAUAGAGGGGAUGGGGGAGAACCAUAUACAAGCAAAACAAGGGAUAUGCAGAAUAAAUAGGAAAUAAUUAACAGAAGGAAGGAACUAUAAUGAAGAGGGAUUGGGAAGGGCUUCCUUUAAAAGAUGAAAUUUUAAUUUGAACUUUAAGGGACUCACUGGGUGAAGUCAAAGGAGAGCAUUCUGACACUGGAAGCUGUCAGAAAAAAGAAAAUCUUUUGGGUUUCCGUUUUAAUAGUAAUUUGGCCUAUAUUCUUUAGGGAUUUCUCUUGCCCCACCUUUUUUUAAAAUAUAGCUUCUGGGAGGCUUCCUACUCACUUUUAAAAAAUCCCUUUGUAUUUAUAUUUAUCAGAUUAACAAUAAUUUUGAGUUAUUCUGCUUUUGAAUAAGUUUUCUUUAUAUACAAGUUUUGCUUGCAACUCCACAGAGUUAAGAAACUCUGCUUCCGUAAGGGCUUAGUCAUCUUAUGGUUCAUUAUUACUAAUUAAUAUUUUUGCAUCUGAAUCAGAGCUUCACUUGGGCAACCUUUUACUUUCAAGAUCAAUAUAUCCUGCUUUCCCUGUGUUAGUUUCUCUUUGAAGACUGUAUAGGAUUUACUUGUUCUCUGAGUUGCAAAUAUUUUAUUUACAGCUUCUUUAUUAAAAAAAAAAAAAGAGGGACAGUAUUCCAAAUGGACUUGCUUUUAGUUGUGGUUUAGUUUUUGAAAUUGCUAGAUCAUUUCCAAGAUUCAAUUAAAUGUACCAUUUUUAUCUAGCACCUACUGUGUGAAGAGAGAGUUUAGGGCAAAAAAAAAAAGACUUGUUCUUGUGAAGCAUAAAAUUUAUGAGAGGUGGAAGAUGAUAGAGAACAACUACAACAUUUUAGAGAGAUAUAUGUAAACCCUGUCAAUGUAAGUGGGUGAAGAUGGCCCAAUUUCCUUUGGGGAUUAGAAAAAGUCUCAUGAUGACCUGCCAUUUGUUAUAAAGUAUGUAACAGAAUUCAACAGGUCAGGACUAAGAUAGAAGACAAAUAGAGACAAGUGGGAACAUUAGGGAUGAUGUAGAGAUCAGAGGCUAGUUUGUUUCAUUAGAGGCCAGAAAAGGGGAAUACUGUAAUACUGAAAAGGUUGGGUGGUAUAGUAUUUUUAGGGAGAUCUUGAUUGCCAGGAAAAGGAAUUGGAACUUUAAUCCAGUAAGAGGGACUAGUUAUUUUUGAGUAGUACAGUGAAAUGACGUUAUUGAAGCAACAUAGCAUUGUGGGUAAAGUGUUGGAAUUGGAGUCAGGAAUAUCUCAUUUCAAAUCUUGUCACAGACACUGAGUAACUAUGUGGCCAUGCAGUAUGAGUCUGUAAAAUGGGAAUAAUAUCUGUAGCUCUUCUUAUGGGAUUGUUGUGGUGAGCAAAUGAGAUCAUAUAUGUAAAGUGCUUUGUAAACUUUAUAACUAUCACAGUGUCAAUUAUUGGUUUAUUAUUGUGCAUAAGAAGCAUUAAUUUGGUUGAAAUUUGUAGGAUGGAGUUGAGAGAUUAGGGAGGGAAUGGAGGUAGAAAGGUCUUUUAGGUAUUUGCAGUAAUCUAGAAGGAUGGUAAAAAGAUCUUAUACUAGGGUGGUGGCAGUGAGAAUAGAAAUGUGGAAGUUAAAUGUGAGAGAUUUGUAAAGGUAGAAUUGGCAGAACUUAAGUGAUUGGCCAUGCAAUUUAGAAUGUUCUUUCAAAAAUAUUAAAUUUAAUACUUCUUUUCAUUUAUAUUGCAAAAUUGUCUUUAGUUGUAGUAGUAUAGGCAUAAGAGAUCUUUUUAAAAAUAAUCUUUUUAAAAUAAAAUAAAAAAUUAACAAAUAUUUACACAAGAAAUUAAAAUAUUGGAAUUCAUUUUUAAACUUUCACUAUUCACUAUUCACACUAUUCACAAAGUUCUCUUAGGAAGAAUUAAGAUAAAGUAGAAGAGACAUUGUUCAUUGGAACAUGUUAGGACCAAAAGACUUUAGCAAAUAAAAGCUAUCAGAAAUGUAGGUAAAAAUGUUUGUUUUGAAGGUUAUGUUAGUUUCUUAUGAAUAUGGGAAAUAAAUCUAUGUCAUGUAGCCUGCUAUAGUGAGUGUUCUAUUCUCUUUUCAUUUACUUUCUGGUCUUAUUUACAUUUUAUCUUUGCUUUGUAAAUUUGUUACUUGGAUGAUGUUAACUUUCUUAAUUCUAAAAUUUACAACAUGAAAUACAUAAAAGUAAAAUAAAUGAAUGAAUAGCAAAGUAAGUUACUAAAGGCUGUGUCAAUAGUUGAUUUUUUCUUGGAUAGUUUGUGUGUGUGUAUGUCCUAAAGAGCUGUUGAUAGGAGACUAGCUUGUAGGACAGAAAAGCAGAGAAGUUAUUAGCAUGCUCUUUUGUAAGGUUACUGAAGAUUUCCAGGAGAACUUGGCUUCUAUGAUAAAGGCUUCAAGUCUAUGAAAUUCAUGUACUCUUUGUAGAAUCCUCUAUCCAGUUCUGACUAGAGAAAAAAAUUUAGUGUAAGGUGACUAUAUUUAAAUAUGCUUACUUCAAGGUUCCACAUUCCAUCUACAGAGAUUACAAUCUCUCUGUUACUACUCCUUUGAGAGUUUCUGUAGCCAAAAAAUUCAUCAUCCUACAGCCAGUCCAUGAUGACUCUCUGAUUAGUUGUAAAGAGUUUGCCAGCUUAAUAAGACCUGCCAGAGCUUGUACUGUGCUGGCAUAGCCAUUGUAAUAGAAGUGGCCAGCUUACCCUAUACUCCUCAGUGUACUUCAUAAAGGAAUCUAAUAGGUUGUUACCUAGUGGCUAAACUAGUAACUAAAUGAAAAUUUUGGAAAAAAAUGACAGCUAGUUCUACAGAUAUAAUGAUUCAAGGCUCUUUGUUUUAAAUUAUAGGUGCCUUUACUAGGAUUCCUUCUGCAUCUGCCAGCGAUUAGAAAAUGUUCAAGAGGAGCCAAGGACAUAUUAAUACCUAAAUGAAUCUUACUCAGUGGUGUUAAUAGAAGAACUAAAAUAUUUGGAGAUUUGAUGACAUGCCACAAAGAACAUUUUUCUGAAGAAUUCAUUCAAAAGGUCCCAGAAGUACAAGAGGCAGAAGUACAAAUGUCUACCACAAGACGAAAGCGCAGCAUGUUAUGUACUUUACCAUAAGCUAUCAUAAAAUGAGCUCAAUUGCAGACAGAGAUGAUGGUAGUAUUUUUGAUGGGCUGGUGGAAGAAGAUGACAAGGACAAAGCAAAAAGAGUAUCUAGAAAUAAAUCUGAGAAGAAGCGCAGAGAUCAGUUUAAUGUUCUCAUCAAAGAAUUGGGAUCUAUGCUUCCUGGUAAUGCUCGGAAGAUGGACAAAUCCACUGUACUACAGAAAAGCAUUGAUUUUUUACGGAAGCACAAAGAAAUUACUGCACAGUCAGAUGCCAGUGAAAUUCGACAAGACUGGAAACCUACAUUCCUUAGUAAUGAAGAGUUUACACAAUUAAUGUUAGAGGCUCUUGAUGGUUUUUUUUUAGCAAUCAUGACAGAUGGAAGUAUAAUAUAUGUAUCUGAAAGUGUAACUCCAUUACUUGAACAUUUACCAUCUGAUCUUGUGGAUCAAAGUAUAUUUAAUUUUAUCCCAGAAGGGGAACAUUCAGAAGUUUAUAAAAUAUUGUCUACUCAUCUGCUGGAAAGUGAUUCAUUAACACCAGAAUAUUUAAAAUCAAAAAAUCAACUUGAAUUUGGUUGCCAUAUGCUCCGAGGAACAAUAGAUCCAAAAGAACCACCCACUUAUGAAUUUGUGAAGUUUAUAGGAAAUUUCAAAUCUUUGAACAAUGUAUCCAGUUCAUCACACAAUGGUUUUGAAGGAACCAUACAACGAUCCCAUAGGCCUUCAUAUGAAGAUAGAAUUUGUUUUGUAGCUACUGUUAGGUUAGCUACACCUCAGUUCAUUAAGGAAAUGUGCACUGUUGAAGAGCCCAAUGAAGAGUUCACAUCUAGGCAUAGUUUAGAAUGGAAGUUUCUCUUCCUAGAUCACAGGGCACCUCCCAUAAUAGGAUAUUUGCCAUUUGAAGUUCUGGGGACAUCAGGGUAUGAUUAUUAUCAUGUGGAUGACCUAGAAAAUUUGGCAAAAUGCCAUGAGCAUUUAAUGCAAUACGGGAAAGGCAAGUCCUGUUAUUAUAGGUUCCUGACAAAAGGGCAACAGUGGAUUUGGCUUCAGACUCAUUACUAUAUUACUUAUCAUCAGUGGAAUUCAAGGCCAGAGUUUAUUGUCUGUACGCACACUGUAGUAAGUUAUGCAGAAGUUAGGGCUGAAAGACGAAGAGAACUUGGUAUCAAAGAAUCUCUUCCUGAGAUCGCGGCUGAUAAAAGCCAAGACUCUGGAUCUGAUAAUCGUAUUAACACUGUUAGUCUCAAAGAAGCAUUGGAAAGAUUUGAUCACAGCCCAACUCCUUCUGCUUCAUCCAGGAGUUCGAGGAAGUCAUCUCAUACUGCAGUCUCAGAUCCUUCCUCAACACCAACAAAAAUUCCAACAGAUAAUAGCACUCCUCCCAGACAGCAUUUACCUGGACAUGAAAAAAUAACUCAAAGGAGGUCAUCAUUUAGUAGUCAGUCUCUAAAUUCUCAGUCUGUUGGUCAGCCCUUAGCACAGCCAAUGAUGUCUCAAGCUACCACUUUACAAAUUCAACAAGGAAUGUCACAGCCUAUGUUUCAGUUUUCAGCUCAGUUGGGAGCUAUGCAACACCUAAAAGAUCAGCUGGAACAACGGACCCGAAUGAUAGAGGCAAAUAUUCACCGGCAACAAGAAGAACUCAGAAAAAUCCAAGAGCAACUACAAAUGGUUCAUGGUCAAGGAUUACAAAUGUUUUUACAGCAAUCAUCCCCUGGAUUGAAUUUUGGUUCCGUUCAGCUUUCUUCUGGAAAUUCAUCAAAUAUGCAACAACUUACACCUAUAAACAUGCAAGGUCAGGUUGUUCAAACUAAUCAGAUUCAAAGUGGAAUAAAUACUGGACAUAUUGGUUCCUCUCAGCACAUAAUACAACAACAGUCAUUACAAAGUCCAGCAACUCAGCAAACUCAACCAAAUAUUCUCAGUGGGCACAAUCAACAAACCUCUCUUUCUAAUCAGACGCAAAGCACACUGACUGCUCCACUGUACAACACUAUGGUAAUUUCUCAGCCAACAACAGGAAACAUGGUUCAGAUUCCAUCUAGCAUGCCACAAAACAAUAAUCAGAGUGCUUCGAUGACUACUUUCACCCAGGACAGACAGAUACGAUUUUCUCAAGGUCAGCAACUGGUGACCAAAUUAGUUACUGCUCCUGUAGCCUGUGGAGCAGUUAUGGUACCUAGUACUAUGUUUAUGGGUCAGGUGGUAACUGCCUAUCCCACUUUUGCUGCACAACAGCAGGCACAGCAGCCGCAGACACUGUCAAUAACACAGCAGCAACAGCAGCAGCAACAGCAGCAGCAGCAGCAACAGAGCCAGCAGGAACAGCAGCUAACUACCAUUCAGCAAUCAUCUCAGGCUCAGCUGACUCAGCAACCACAACAGUUCUUACAGACUUCCAGGCUGCUUCAUGGAAAUCCUUCAACUCAGCUUAUCCUCUCUGCUGCUUUUCCACUACAACAGGGCACUUUGGCUCAAGCCCAUCACCAGCAGCAUCAGUCUCAGCAACAGCAACUUAGCCGGCACAGAACUGAUGGUAUGACAGAUCCUUCCAAAGUUCAACCACAGUAGCUCAGUCACCCCUUUUCUGAUGUUGAAGGGGAGGGAGUGGCUAUUUCGUAAAGAGUUGCACUGAUGACCCAAUGAUGGUAGGAAAAAUGUAUACUAUAUAAGUGCAGUAUUGGAAUCUGUCAGGAGUGCCCUAUGGAAAUACAGUGAGUACGACCAGCAAGAAGAGGAUCACAGGGAUGUGGCCAAUUCUGACAGUGUUUUCGUUGCCCAGGCUUUUUUUUUAAUAAGAAAAGAACAUCCUGCCAAAUGUUAAAUUUGCCCAAAUGGAGCCUGACCUAAAGUGAACCAGAAGGGCAUUAACAAUGUUUAUUUCUAGUAGUUCUGUACAUUUUAUUGAAUGUAUUGAAUGAAUACCGUGGACAUACUGUUGCCACACCAAUGGUUUGAAUUUUGCUAAAAAAUGCCAUGAAGACAGUCCAGAAGACAUUGUCCUUUGUCAGGUGAUUAUGGGACAGUAAAUAUUUUCAGAAUGUUGUGUGGAAUCAAAUUGUUGUACAGAUGCUGUAAAAUAUUGUGUAUAUGUCUGGGAAAAAAGAGAGCGCGCAAAAUAUUUUAUAUGCUGCAUGAAAGAAUACUCUCUUCUUUGUAGGUUUGAAUACAUUUCCUUAAAUUCUUGCACCACAUUCAGACUAAUACAUCCCUUUUUUCCCCUUUUGUUUACAACACGAUACAUCGUUCUUUUCACUCUUUUCUGGGGCACAAGUCUAUUUGUAUUUUAUCUGUGAUGUCACAGUUUGUUCAAUGAGGUAUGAUGUGCUGCUGGGAGUGGAUUUUUUUCAGGUUAAAUUAUUGAUGCAAUUGUUGGAACUGAUGGUCGUGCAACAGGGUUUUCAGGAUGUUCAUAAAUAUCCCUUGUUUUGUAAUUAUUCAAUUAUGUUUGAAAAUAGGAUUUGCACUGUUUUAUGUAUGUAGAUGGUUGGGAAUUUUACUCCCUGAAGUGAUCACAUCUUUUGAUAUAGUUCAUAGUUGGAAAUAUUUAUGUAAAAGUUUUAAAUAUAUGAAAAUUAUUUCAAGAAUAUUUCAGCUAUAGGAGUAAUUUGCACAAAAUGUAUUUACAUUUUAGGCACUUUUUAACUUUCUCUGUGGUGGGAACUGUAACAUGUUAAAAUGUGUUGGAAAUCUUUUUAUUGUCUUUUACAACUUCAAUGUUUCUUUUAGUCAGAAAUGAUUCAGGGUUGUUUGAAAAAAAAAAAAGCCCCAUAGUGCCUUGAUUUUGAUUCAGGUGAUAAUGUUGACCAUUGUUUGAACUACGUUGUCUUGAUUCUGUAGCAAUAUUACAGUUUUUGAAGUCUUAGUACAGUUUUAACAAAAUGGGAGUGUUGACUAAUAUUGUUAUUUUUCUCCCAGGGAAGACUGAGAAUAUUUGGAUUGGAGAUCAUGAAUAAUUUGGGGGAAAAAAAGUGACACUUUUGUUUUCAGUCACUAAUAGAAUCUAGAAACUCAAGAGCUUUCCUAAAUGUAGGCUUAGCUACUUUCAUGCCAAAAUACUUAAAGAAUUGAGUAGUAAAUUUGACUUGAUAUUCAUAUAGUUUAAUAAGAAAAAUUAGGAGACAGGAUUUGGAUUAGUUGGAUGCCCAAACACUAGAAUAAUGUGUCCAGCAUGGUUUCUAACAUGAACUAAAACUUAAGAAAGCAUCUUCAUGUUACAAAGAUAGUAAAAAAUUCCAACAGAAAAGAUAUACUUUAAAAAAUGCUCUCUAGAAGAGAUUUUUUAUGGUACUUGUAAUGAAGUCCACAUCUACAGAGGAAAAAAAAUAAUGCAGCAGAAAUCUAUUAGGAUAUUUGAACCCCCCCCCCCCAGAACGUAUAAUACAACAGUUAUUGGUAAAUCAUUUUUUCAUGAAACAACUGAACACAGAAUGCUAGAUAACUGAGACUCACAUUGAACCCCUAAGGCUUUUUAUGAUCCACCCUGGCUGAACUAUUGUGGUUACUCUUUAAGGAUUAUACUUUUUAUUGACUUGCACCCAACCAGCAACUAGUAUUUAAAAUCCAUAAUGGAAAAGGAAAGUAGACAUGAAAAAUGAAGAACCAAAGAGAGGUAGGCCCUGCCUCUAUCUAUACAAAGGAGCAGGACCAGGUAUACCAAUAUUUAACAUAUCAGGAAUCUCAUUUCAAAUUGUGUAAUCUUUCAGGAGAGAUUUGUCAUUCCCAUGAAUGAAAACUAGUUUUUACCCUAGUGUCUAUAUCUGAAUAUAACUAUAUGUAAGCAAAACUGGUAGUUUAGAAUAUUCAAACCAAGAUGAUGACUUUCCUCUCACCUUAGAUAGCCUUGUUAAAAUUGUUUUACUAUGCCAAAUUCAUAUAUUUGAAAUCAGGCUUUAAAAAAAAAAAAACCAGGCUUCAUCCAUUAGAGGCCUGUGCUGGUGAAGAUGAGAUCUAUUUAUGGCACAUCUGAUAACUAAGCAAGUAUUUGUCAUUAAAGGAAAAACCUCUGAGUUCUGCAAACUCAGGCUCAUACAACUAGAGUGAAGUAAGAGACUCCACUCUCAGCCAAGGAAUUAAUAAGUCAGUAAAUCUAAGUACUGUAUUUACUCACAUGUUCUCCCUGCUACCCUGCCUUAAGUAGUUCCCACCCAACACAUAUUUUGAGUAGAAAGCUAAGAGAAAUUGUUCCAGUGCAUAGAAUUCCCACCUCUCUCCUCCAUACUCUGUUGCUUUGGAAUAACAGCCACUGAAAUGAAACACCCAAUUGCUUUCAACUGACCAGGGUGGUAUGAGAAAGCUAGUCUUCAGCCAGCUGCCAUGUUGUACCCUGCAUGCUCUUAUUUCUCUCUUUCCCACCUACCUCCCUUGUCUACAGAGACAAGUUUCUAAAGUACUUCCAACUCCAUGGUGAGUGAAGGUGGCAGGUGAAGCUAUAGUACAGCCACCUAGUUCUUAAAACUCUAAAUCAUCUGUCCCUUAAAAAGAAAGAUCGCAAAUCAAAAUGUCGCCACUUAAAGACUAGAAAACCCUUUUUCCCCACCAAAUUUUCCCUCUCAGACAUAUCUGGAAGGAGUUUUUGACACUAAAGAGCACUUUUAAAGAACAAGAGAGGAUGAAGGGAAAAUGUUGUGAGCUCUAGCUUUUUGUGUGCUUUAGCGCCUGGGAGAGAGAAUUCAGAGAGUAAUCAAGGUUGCUAAGGGUGGAGACUUGUUGGAAGCCAGAGGCUCAUUCUCCUGCUUUAGAAGCAAAAUUCUAAGGAGAAAAAUAAGAUCAUGCCUUCAACAAGCAUGACAAUUCGGGAAUGAUUCUCUGUACCAGUUCAUCUGACAGGAUAAUCUUUUGUCUUAGUAAACUGAUAUACAUGUAAAAGAAUGUACUGGUAAUAACAGGAAAUGAAGGCCGUCUACUGGUUUUAGAUAGAGAAAACUUGGAGCAGAAUGUAUUAAAAAUGAUAUUUGGAUCUCCUGUGUGAUAUUGUAGGCAUUGCCUUAAAAGGAAUCUGUUGUCCUGUGAGCUACUAGAUUAGCUGUUAUCAUAAGGGCUCUGUGAUUUCAGAGAGGUCUAAAUAAAAAGCCUUAGGGAAGAGCACUUAGAAUGGAACUGUUUCCCCAGCUAAUCACUUCUGGAGAAAGAUUCCACGUAACUGGAAUAUUAUUCAGAACAUUUAGAACAUUUCCGCCACAUGGAGGCAUUUCAAAGAGGAGAAAGCAUUCAGUGUUCUACUUGACCCCCACAUUCUAUCUGCUUUUUUUUGUCCUGCUCUUUCAUUAGUGACUUUGAAUGUAUGGGUAAGCAGAUUUUGCUUGUGUCAAACUCAUUCAAGUAUAUAGCCUCUCCAAUGUCUAUGACCCCAUGGGAGGAAUAAUGUUGGAAGGUUACAAACACUGGAUAUUAACAUUGCUGAAGUGAGUCUGACGAGGAAGCUAGAGCACUAGGAUAAGAAUUGUGGAAAGGAAAUUGCACAAAGGCACUUAUCCAAUUUUAAGGGAGAUUAGGUAAAGAUGUGCAUUUUUUGGUUUGUUUGAAUUGGGUAAAAACUCUAUGAACUGAGCUCCUAAAGUCAUUGAAAAAGAAAUAUAAAUAUUUUUAUAGCAUAUUUAAUAUAUAUUUGUAUAUAACUGUAAAAGUAUAGGAGCCCUUCACAUGCCUUCCAUUUUAAUCUAGUUUACUUUUGCCAUAGCGCUUAGUGUUUCCCAUCUGUAUAGGUAAUGUGCCUACUGUCAGCUUACCAAAAGAUAGUAUUGCUGCUUUCUGAGACAGGUGAGAACUAAUUUCUCAUGCCUGAGGGUCCUGUUAUAUGGGGAAUGACAAACCCUUUAAAAAUUCACAUCUAGUACUGUCAAAAAACACCAUCUGGACACACGAGCACUUUAUUGCAAUUACUCAUUUUGACAAACAGUUUUAUCAUUACAGAUUGAAGUUAUUCCCAAAGGGCCCCAAAGUUGUCAGUUGAAUAAAGUGAAGCAUUUUAAACAUUUAGACCUGGUGAACCUUUGGUUUAUGGGAGUGAUUUUAAAGUGUCAAAAACCACUUGGCUCUGUUAUUGUUUUUUAAAUGUUGAAGGAAUUGUUUAUGGGUAAAUUUUUAGUUCCAUUUAGAGAUUUUAUCAAAUCUGUCUUGCCUUUUGUGUGGCCACCAAAACAUUAAAAAGACCAAUGAGCCUGUUAAUAGUUUUCAGAGGUCUAGAAAAAAUUUCCUUCUGAGUAGGGGUAUAGAUCUAAAGUUCGAUGAAUUGGUAAUUGCAAAUUCUAGAAUAUAUCAAUUUUGAGAAGCAAACCAAAUUGUUCUGAAUGUUUUAAAUGUUGUGCCCUGCAGUAUUGGCAGGCCAUUUUAGUGUCUCAUUUAAAUUGUUCUUGAAACAGCUUUGUACUAGAAAACCUGGGAAAUGGCUGCUUUGGACAAGAUUGAGAAAAAUUUGUCAUUUCAAUCUUAUAUUAUCUCUUUCAGAAAAACUGGAGACAACUGAAAUGUAUUGAGAUGGUUAUUAAUGCAGAAUAUUAGAAACUGAAUGCAAAUUCAGAAAUAAAUCAAACUUGGACAUUAAAAAAAUUUUAAACCGCUUGUCCAUGAGAAUUUUGAAAGUUUCUUCAUGUCCUAACUUAACACUACAUUCCUUAUUUUUCUUAAAUAAAAUAGUAAUUUAAAGGUU
Monodelphis domestica (gray short-tailed opossum) is the source of this 13678-nucleotide messenger RNA. Lineage: Eukaryota; Metazoa; Chordata; Mammalia; Didelphimorphia; Didelphidae. The record is from RefSeq and is a predicted model, not a curated record.